AUGGCAGCAGCGCACCACGUCCUCCUCCUCGGCGGCAGCGGCAAAGUAGCCCAACUGCUAACGCCGAUGCUGCUGCAGCGGUCCUGGAACGUCACAAGCAUCAUCCGGAACCCGGACCAGGUCGCCAACCUGCAGAAGCUGGGCGAGAACCAGAGCGGCGGCAAGCUGAACGUCCUGGUGCGAAGCCUGGAGGAGGUCAAGAGCGACGCGCAGGCUCAGAGCUUGAUCGACGAGAUGAAGCCCGACUAUGUCGUCUUCAGUGCCGGUGCUGGAGGGAAGGGGGCGCCGGAACGGACAUUCACGAUUGACCGCGACGCCGCAUGCCACUUCAUCCGCGCCUCUGUGGCCACGCCGUCAAUCACAAAGUUCGUCAUGAUCUCCUUCACCACGUCGCGGCUCGCGAAGCCGUCCUGGUGGGACGAGGACACCUGGAAGGCAGCGCACAAGAAGACGCUCGACGCCCUGCCGCGAUACUACGAGGCCAAGGUCGCCGCAGACCAGGUGCUCUACGAGGAAGGGAAGAAGCGCUCGGAUUUCGCGGGUAUCUGCCUGCGCCCGAGUGCGCUGACCAUGGAGCCGAGUGGCAAAGUCACCUUGGGGAAGACGGUCAAGGCGACUGGGACCUCGAGUCGCGCUUCGGUCGCGAAUCUCACUGCCUUGCUGCUGGAGCAGCCUAAUGUCAAGAAUUGCUGGCUGGAUAUGUUGGAUGGCGAUGAGGAUCCUGAGGCGGCUGUUAAGCGUGACCAGAGUAAAACUCCUCGUACUGUGGAUUAA
Anthostomella pinea is the source of this 774-nucleotide messenger RNA. The record is from the annotation of a GenBank genome assembly. NCBI's taxonomy places the organism in Eukaryota, Fungi, Ascomycota, Sordariomycetes, Xylariales, Xylariaceae.